ACACAGGAAGUAACCACUGGAUUUUUUUUUUUCUUUGGAAGGGGAUGAACAGCGAGUUCUCUCACCAAAAUAACGUAGUACCAUUGUGAAAGCAUAGACCCAGCUAACGCUUAAUUAUACUGUAAUUUUUGGGGAUAAAUAAACAAGUCAACAAAGAUGCUCAUUAAAGUGAAGACACUCACAGGCAAGGAGAUAGAGAUCGACAUCGAGCCCACGGAUAAGGUGGAGCGGAUUAAAGAGCGAGUGGAGGAGAAAGAAGGGAUCCCUCCGCAGCAGCAGAGGUUGAUCUACAGUGGCAAACAGAUGAACGAUGAGAAAACAGCGGCAGACUAUAAAAUCCAGGGAGGCUCUGUUCUCCAUCUGGUCCUUGCUCUGCGAGGUGGACAAGCGUGCCGCUCUCCCAGAAGCCGAUGCUCCAGGCCUGCCUUGUAGCGGUCGCUCAGAGACAAGCCUUAACCUUUUGCGAUGCCUGCGCUGAGCGGAUACACUGAUGGAGGCAGGUAGCCGGGGGGGGUUUCACCUCACAGCGUCGUAGGUGACAUGGAGCCAUUGGUAGAAAAGAGUUAGAUCUGGUUCUACUUGUGGCAGCUGUUUUCCUGCGGCCAAAUAUGUGCUGGCUGCAAACACUUCCUCCUCCACGUUAUAUCAUCGCCACAGCAAUACACUCUAAAUGUUAAGGCUGACAUGGCUGAAAAGGCUUCCUUUUUACGACAGAAUUAAACAAAGCUUUGGCCAAAGAUUUACAGCCUAAAGGUAAUUUGGCUGCUACAUUACAGAAAACUGCUGUACGGUGUUCAAGCAGUUCCCUGUGUCUUUCUGCGGUAUUGCGUGAAAGCACAGACAUCAUUUUUGUUCCUCUAAUGGUAAAAUUGAGACAACUGUAUCUCAAAGAUGCUUCAGGGACAACCCAUCCCUGGGUUACAGCCUCUGCCUUCACAAUGUGACACAGACCUGUUCUCCCCAACUCAUUCAGUAUAACUAUUUGAAGCUACCGGGUGUCAAAAAUCCUCUUGAGGAGCGCCGAUGUCAAGAACAGUCCGUUGAACACAUCUUUUCACCUUCUGGCGGCACGUUAAUUGAGAAGGUAGAUGUCACUUUCAUUUUUGUCCGUUAAGCUAAAGCAGCAGACAGCCAGCAGCCGGUUAGCUUAGCUUAGCAGAGCGAAAGAGGAAGAAACCGCUAUCUUGGCUAUGAUCCAGGGAAACAGCCAGCACCUCUAAACUUCACUUAUUCACUACUUAUGUCUUGUUUUUACAAUCCGUCCCAAAAAGCAGUUUUUAAAAUGACAAUUUGCAGGUUUCCAGGGUUCAUAUGCCAGAUUCAGGAAACAAACAAACAGAGACCCUAAGAAGUUACCAAUACACUUCUGGCACUUCAGGUCACAUUCAUUCAUUUAAAAAAAACAAAAAACAAAAAACCACCAGUUAUGUUAUAGUUAAGAGCAAGACAUGCAAUAACACAGUCAGAGGCAGUAUUGUUAUUGAGAUGUAACCUGUUAGUUAAUCAGUUUUAGAGAUGCUUUGUUACCGGAGCUGGACAGAACCUGGCUACCUGUUUUUGCUCUUUGUAUUAAGCUAAGCUAACUGUCUUCUGGUUGUAGUCGUACCCCUAAAGGAUAUAGUUGUGAAUGCAGUGUUGAUCUCUUCAUAUAACUUCCUGCCAGAGAGGCAUGUACCUGUUUUUCUAUAAGGAAAAAUGAGAAGUGGAGGACAUUUACUGCGUUAAAAAUCCUAAAUCAUGUCGCGGAGAUUGCUUUAUACAUGCCGAAUUCAUCCAGUUGAUGUUUUUCGUUUAAGAAGACACCAGGCUGGGAUGGUCUUGUCUGACAAGGGACUCAGUUGACAUGGAUUAUUUAGGUUGUUUUUUUUUUUAUGUUCAGAGACGUUUUAGAUGCUAUGUCAGUUCACAUAUGUCCCAGUUAACCCAUUCUGUUGAUUACUUUGUCUGUAGAAUAAACUUGUGUUAAAAAAUG
Molecule: messenger RNA, 1972 nt
Organism: Acanthopagrus latus (yellowfin seabream)
Lineage: Eukaryota; Metazoa; Chordata; Actinopteri; Spariformes; Sparidae
Gene: nedd8
Product: NEDD8 ubiquitin like modifier
Exons: 4
Coding region: 157-432 (91 amino acids)
Biological process (GO): protein neddylation; modification-dependent protein catabolic process; regulation of proteolysis
Cellular component (GO): nucleus; cytoplasm
Molecular function (GO): protein tag activity; ubiquitin protein ligase binding
Source: RefSeq, a predicted model, not a curated record